Labrus mixtus (cuckoo wrasse) is the source of this 1740-nucleotide messenger RNA. Its product is annotated as BTB/POZ domain-containing protein KCTD12-like. NCBI's taxonomy places the organism in Eukaryota, Metazoa, Chordata, Actinopteri, Labriformes, Labridae. Gene Ontology annotation, molecular function: protein binding. The coding region runs from base 200 to 1000 and encodes 266 amino acids. The record is from RefSeq and is a predicted model, not a curated record. Gene Ontology annotation, biological process: regulation of G protein-coupled receptor signaling pathway; protein homooligomerization. The transcript has a single exon. Gene Ontology annotation, cellular component: presynaptic membrane; postsynaptic membrane.
UUACACUGGCCCAUUGAAGGCAGCAUUUGUUUCACAGAGCUUUCCAGUGAACAGUUAAUGUGUCUGUGUGUUGGCCGUCCUUUUUCUCCUUCUCCUCCCACACAGACAAACCAAUACAAACAUAUCUGUACAGUGAGGAGUCCAGUCAGGGCGCCUACAGGGACACUACACAGUCUUUUUUUUUUUUAAAGGCAGAGAGAUGGCACAGACCGACAGCCAACGUUUUCCUGAGAUUGUGGAGCUGAACGUGGGCGGCCAGGUGUACGUGACCCGACUCGAGACUCUAACAGCGGCCCCAAACUCUCUCCUGUGGACCAAGUUCACCCAGAGCUCCCCGGGCGAGCUGCCAAAAGACAGCAAGGGCCGCUUCUUCUUCGACCGGGACGGCUUUCUCUUCCGCUACAUUUUGGACUACUUGCGGGACUCGGAGCUUUUCCUGCCCGAGUUUUUCAAAGAAAAGAGACGACUGCAGAAAGAAGCGGACUUCUUUAAGCUGCCGGAGCUGUCGAGGCUCCUGGCAGCAGGCAGCAAAGACAGCUCGGAGGACAGCGGGGAGCCGGAGGAGGUUGAGCUGCUCGCCAGCCCGGUCACCUCCUCCUCCUCUUCCUCGGACCGGACCCCUCGGUCCCCGGGGGGUGCGGGCAACGCGGGCUUCAUCACUGUCGGGUACAGAGGCAGCUACACUAUCGGGAGAGACAUCCAGGCGGACGCCAAAUUCCGCAGGGUGGCAAGAAUAACUGUCUGUAGCAAGAUAUCUCUGGCUAAAGAGGUGUUUGGAGAAACCCUGAACGAGAGUCGAGACCCAGACCGCCCUCCUGACAAAUACACCGCCAGGUAUUACCUCAAAUAUAACUUUCUGGAGCAAGCGUUUGACCGGCUGGCAGACGCUGGUUUCCACAUGGUGGCCUGUAACUCCACUGGGACCUGCUCGUACGCCAGUAACGACCCGGCGGAGGACAAACUGUGGACCAGUUACACCGAGUAUGUUUUCUGCCGAUGAACUGGACUGAAACUGCAACAGUGCAGUCGUGCCAACCACUAAUUUCACUUAUAGGUUAUAGUUCACAAGUUGCAAAAGCUCAAACGUCAUAAAUGGUCACUUUUCAGAACUAGUUGUUGCUUAAGUUUUGGUCACUUUUGGCUCUGUGCAGUGGGAUGUGCGGAGCAAGCCAGACUUCAACUUUUCUGCCAUUUUCCCCACAAAUUCUGCAAGAAGAAGACUUCCUCCAGACCUUAAACUUCAAUCUCAUUGGUCUGACAAAACCACUAUGUGGACAUGUCACUGCAGGGCCCCUAACUGGGUUAUUUUGAUGACCCUUUAUUGCUUUUACAGAGACAGUUAAAGUAAAUGACAUUAGUAGUUUAUUGGCAGAAAUGGUAGGGUCUGGUUUCUUUUCAUCCUAUCUGAGCUUCACCUGCAUUGUCAUGUUUUUGUAGCACGGCUUUUGGUAUUCUGAACACAUUAACAUGGUCAUACUGUAAAUAGCCUAAUGUUUGCUCUGGCUUUGACCUGUAUGCUCCCUACCCGGAGUAACUCUGGGGAUUAAUGGAUAAUGAAGAUAGUUGCUUCUUUGUGUAAUCUUUUUUUUUGUUUAGUUUGAUUAACAGACCAUUAGGCAUAUAGUGUCACAUAUAGCUUUAAAGAUUACACAUAAUGCAACAUUGUUUUGUGCCAUUCUUAAUUUGUAUUGUUCUGUCUCUAAAGCUGCAGCAAAUAAAGUGUGACGUUGACCAACACUA